This is a messenger RNA of Saxophila tyrrhenica, 2181 nucleotides long. RefSeq lists its product as uncharacterized. The coding region runs from base 1 to 2181 and encodes 726 amino acids. NCBI's taxonomy places the organism in Eukaryota, Fungi, Ascomycota, Dothideomycetes, Mycosphaerellales, Extremaceae. The transcript has a single exon. Gene Ontology annotation, molecular function: protein binding. The record is from RefSeq and is a predicted model, not a curated record.
AUGUUGGAGUGCCGCGCGUGCGUUUGGCGCUGCAUACGAGCCAUUGCAGGAGACAGUCGCCAAGCACAAGCAUUGUAUCGACGCCCUCUGCUCCUCACGCCACAGAUCGAGCAAAACCCCUUCCGCCGACAUGCAUCGACAGCCGUCGCCACCACACCUCCGGCGGAAGACCUGCUUGUGCCAGGGAGACAGCCGGUUGUGGACAAACCUGAAUCGCAGACCGAUGGCGACAAGCAACAGAAGACAGUUCCGGUCGCGAACGAGAGACACCUGAAGACGGAAUUGAGAUACCUGCAGGACAAAGUCAAGCUGGCCGAGCAUGUUCAUUACACUUUACGGUGCGACAAGCCUGAGAAGGCACUUGAUCUGUGUCGGUUGGCCAGCAAGCAGCAGGAGGUCAUCGUCAGCUGGAACCAUUGCGUCGACUGGUACAUCCAGCGUGGAAAGGUGGACGAGGCGAUCAAGAUCUACAACGAGAUGAAGAAGCGAGCACAGUUCCCAGACGGCCAUACGUAUAGUCUGCUGUUGAGAGGGUUGGCAAAGCCGCCAUAUUCCGGAGAGCCCGUCAAGGAUAGCCAUGUCGCAAAGGCGCUCAGCAUAUACUACAGCAUGAGCAGUCCGACGUCGAGAGCGGAGCCGAACAUUAUACAUACCAAUGGAGUGCUCAAAGUUUGCAGUGCUGCUCUCGACAUGGAUGCAUUAUGGGGUGUCGUCUCGAAGCUUCCGGAGCACGGAGCACGCUCUCCGGAUCACAUCACAUACGCUAUACUUCUGGAUGGCAUCCGACACGGUGCGUUUGGGAAGGAUCCAACGAAUGUUCCAGCGGAAAGCCUAGCCGCAAAUCGUACCAAAGCUGUGCAAGAAGGUCGUGCGAUUUGGCGCGACGUGAUCAAGAAAUGGCGAGGUGCUGAGAUACACAUCGAUGAAAGAUUGGUGUGCGCUAUGGCGCAAUUGCUGUUCAUCAGCAGCCGUAUCCAGGAUUGGGAUGAUGUCUUGAAUUUGGUCCAGCAAACCAUGAAGAUACCGCGGCAACUCGCACCGCUUGAUUCACCCCAGCGUCACAUCGAGCAUGUGCCGCAAGAGAACGACCUACGGCAGGCGGAGCCUGAGCAGGAAGAAGAUAGCGAUGGCUACACAGACACGCCAACCACCAAAGCCUUUCUGCCCGUUCAAUCAACUUCGCUCAGCUUUGUGCAGCCCGGGAAUGCUAUCCUCAACAUACUCGUUAACGGCUGCACGUUACUUCGCUCGCCGAAGGCUGCGAGCGCCUACUGGGGCCUACUGACAGAGCCAUCUGGUCCGUACGCCAUCAAGCCAGAUCUCAGCAACUUCCACACAUAUCUGCGGCUACUGGGCAAGAACCGCUCGUCAGCUAGAGCAGUAGCACUUCUCCAGCAGAUAUCAUCAUUCAAUAUCCAGCCUACCGCCAUCACCUUCCGGCUUGUCAUGGGUAUCUGCGACCGGGACAAGAACAACCCCAAUAUGCUAGAAAACGCCCGCACCAUCAUCGACCUCAUGGAGAGCACUCUUGCCGACCUCGACGUGCGCACACUCAUCAAGUAUCUCAACCUUGUGCUUCUGAGCGACGACGGACCCAAGAUCAUCUUCGCUGUAAACCGCCUGGACAGCAUAAUUCACAACUUGCGCAGCCGUGUGACCUAUGGAGCCCACAAAACCGGCACCGCCACGGAACAGCACAUGCUUGACAAGGAAGAAACCCUAUUCUUCUUCCGUACCCUGGUCGGUGUGAUCGACACCCUCAAUCGCCGUGAACUCGUCCCGCGUGAAGCCCAUUCGCAUUGGCAAGGUCGACGCGCACAGCUCGACGCUUUCAUCCAGCGCUCCAAUACGAAACUCGAACAGCAGAGAGCGAAGCUGGAAGUGACGACGGGGAAGAAAGCGCCUCGAAUGCGCGAGCUGGAUCCAAAGAAGGGUAUGAGCAUGAAGGCGGAAGAGUAUGCGUUGCGGAAGUUCCGGUGGGGUGAGAGGCAGAAGAGGGAGGAGAAGGAGGAGAUGGUGAAGGCGCGAGGUGUGUUGGAUUGGAAUGUAAGGAAGGCGAGGCCGGAUGUGCCGACGAAAGGAGCUGUAUUGAAGAAGUGGCGAGCGAACAAGGAGUGGGCGGGGAGGCAAGAGCCGGAGAGGAGUUUCGCUGACAGUCCCAUGGAGCUGGGCGAGAGGUGA